UGCAGGGUGAACAGGAACACGGUCAGUGGCUAUUUCCUUGCUGGCAGAGACAUGGCGUGGUGGCCAAUCGGCGCCUCUCUCUUCGCCAGCAGCGAGGGCUCGGGGCUGUUCGUGGGGCUGGCUGGGACCGGUGCUGCCGGCGGCAUCGCUGUCACCGGCUUCGAGUGGAAUGCGACUUACGCUCUUCUGGCCCUUGCCUGGGUGUUUGUGCCCGUCUACAUCUCAUCUGGGAUUGUCACGAUGCCUGAGUACCUCCAGAGAAGGUUUGGGGGGCAGAGGAUCCGGAUGUACCUCUCCUGCCUGUCCCUCCUGCUCUCCAUCUUCACCAAAAUCUCUACAGACCUGUACUCGGGGGCCCUCUUUGUGCAAGUCUGCCUGGGCUGGGACCUUUACCUCUCCACUGGCCUGAUGCUGGCGGUCACGGGGCUCUACACCAUGGCAGGUAGGCUGCUCAGCAUCUGCUGGCCUCGGCCCUUCCUCUUUGGUUGA
Messenger RNA from Merops nubicus (carmine bee-eater), 489 nucleotides. It is a transcript of the gene SLC5A10, whose product is annotated as solute carrier family 5 (sodium/sugar cotransporter), member 10. Gene Ontology annotation, cellular component: plasma membrane. NCBI's taxonomy places the organism in Eukaryota, Metazoa, Chordata, Aves, Coraciiformes, Meropidae. The transcript has 5 exons. Gene Ontology annotation, biological process: transmembrane transport. The record is from RefSeq and is a predicted model, not a curated record. Gene Ontology annotation, molecular function: D-glucose:sodium symporter activity. Bases 52 to 489 code for a protein of 145 amino acids.